Messenger RNA from Gracilinanus agilis (Agile Gracile Mouse Opossum), 1237 nucleotides. Its product is annotated as probable acyl-CoA dehydrogenase 6. The record is from RefSeq and is a predicted model, not a curated record. Gene Ontology annotation, molecular function: flavin adenine dinucleotide binding; acyl-CoA dehydrogenase activity. NCBI's taxonomy places the organism in Eukaryota, Metazoa, Chordata, Mammalia, Didelphimorphia, Didelphidae. Gene Ontology annotation, biological process: fatty acid beta-oxidation using acyl-CoA dehydrogenase. The transcript has 8 exons. The coding region runs from base 16 to 1083 and encodes 355 amino acids.
AUUUUCAUCGCCUCCAUGAGUGCACUCACCGCUCGGUCCUGCUCCAAAGGUGUCUCAUCUUUGACUCGGGUUCCACGAGCCGAUCUUAAGUAUGGCGGCCAGGGCUUGGACUUCUCUCACCAAAUUGCUAUGGCCGAAGAAUUAGGGAAUAUCACCAGCCUGGGGAUCUCCAUCGCCAUCCUCCUGCAGACCAGCAUGGCCACCCCGGCCCUGGAAAGGUUUGGAAGUGAAGAGUUGAAGCAGCGAUUCCUGGUGCCAUCCAUUGCGGGAGACUUUGUGGCCUGCCUUGGGGUCAGUGAGCCUGGAGCAGGGUCUGAUGUUUCAAACAUCAAGACGAGGGCCGUGCUCCAGGGGGGCGAUUACAUCAUUAACGGAAGCAAGAUGUGGACGACGUCCGGGAGCCAGGCGGACUGGAUGUGUCUGCUGGCCAACACCAGCGCAGGGCCGGCCCACCUCAACAAGUCCCUGCUCUGUGUGCCCAUGAACCUCGCCGGCAUCCACGUCUCCAGAAACAUCGAGAAGCUGGGCUUGCACGCCUCGGACACAGUUCAGGUCUUCUUCGAGGACGUCCGCGUGCCCAGGCAGUUCCUCAUCGGGGAGGAGGGCCAGGGCUUCCACUAUCAGAUGCUGCAGUUCCAAGAGGAGCGGAUGUCUGCCACGGCCCUGGUGCUGACCCCGAUGGCCAACCUCAUCCGCCAGACCGCCGACUACGCCCGGGGCCGCGUCCUCUUCAACAAGCCCCUGCUGGACAACCAGGUGGUGCACUUCCGGCUGGCCGAGCUGGCCACCGAGCUGGAGUCGCUUCGCUCCCUGCUCUACCGGGCUGUAGGCCAGUACAUGCGAGGCCUCGACGUGACCAAGCUGGUGUCGAUGGGCAAGUUGAAGGCCGGCCGCCUUAGCCGUGAGGUGACUGACAGCUGUCUGCAGUACUGGGGCGGCGCGGGCUACACCCACAGAGCCCUGGUCAGCAGGCUGUUCAGAGACCUGAGAAUAACAUCCAUUGGAGGAGGUGCCGAUGAAGUCAUGCUCUCCAUCAUAUGCAAGUACAUGGAUACACUUCCAAGGACCAAAUCAGUGAAAUGAAACAAGUGGGGGCUUCCCAGGAAGACCUGCCAAGCUGCCCCGGGCGCCAUGUGGCCCCUGGGAGCAGAUGCUCAUGUUUCCGGGGAAAGGGCCAAACACACCCUCUCCUUGGAGCUGACCUAACAACGUUGACUGAAUAAAGUGCAUGACUGGA